Molecule: messenger RNA, 2042 nt
Organism: Drosophila elegans
Lineage: Eukaryota; Metazoa; Arthropoda; Insecta; Diptera; Drosophilidae
Gene: mst
Product: protein misato
Exons: 4
Coding region: 52-1776 (574 amino acids)
Biological process (GO): mitochondrion distribution
Cellular component (GO): cytoplasm
Source: RefSeq, a predicted model, not a curated record
GCCGCGCAGUUCGUGCAACCGCAUCCAAAUUAGUCACUUUUGCCGGCUGUUAUGGACCAUACACGGGAGAUUCUGACCUUCCAGUUUGGAACCUACGCGAACUACGUGGGCGCGCACUUCUGGAACCAGCAGGAGGCCAACUUCAGGUACGGCGACGAAAGCGAACAGGUGGCCGAGGAGCAGCUGCCCAACAAUGACAUAUUGUACCGAGAAGGGAUAAAUGCCCUCAAUCGCACCACCUACACGCCCCGCCUGCUAUCCGUGGAUUUGGCGGGAACUCUGGGCCACAUUCCGGUCACCGGCGAGCUGUACGGCAACUUUGUGCAGCGAGACGAGGAGCUGCUGCCCCUGGGCACCGGCGAGCAACUGCAGCGGGCACGCCAGCAGGCGGAGGAGAGCGGGGUGUCCACCUCGCAGCAGCUGGACGUGCAGGAGCAGCCACAGGCCGCCGUGUCCGAGUAUCAACGGGAUCUGCUGAGGAAUUCCGUGGUGCCCGAGAAGGACUAUCGGCUGGCGGAGACGGCAAACAGUUGGGCGGACUUCCUGUACGCCCGUUAUCAUCCCCGCACCCUGAACAUAUUGCCGGGACUGGUCAGGGAUCCGACUGUCCAAGCGCUGGGCACCUACUCCGCCGGCACGGAAUUGUGGCAGGCAGCCGCCUUCAACGAUGAGUUUUGCGAUCGCAUCCGCUUGUAUGUGGAGGAAUGCGAUGGCCUGCAGGGCUUCCAUGUGCUCUUCGACAUUGACGAUGGCUUCGGCGGGCUGGCCGGGAAGUGUCUGGAGCACUUGAACGAUGAGUACAGCCGGGCGAGCUUUGUGCUGCCGCUGCACCAGCCCAGGAACACGAGCUAUGCCCAAGCGGAUCCCCGCCUGUCACACAGCAUUCGGGUGGUGAACAGCGUGCUGGGCUACCAUCACCUGAGCGAGCAGGCUUCUAUGUUCACGCCACUGUCCACGUUGGAGACCAUCUGGCGGAACACCAAUCUCAAGUCGCGCAAUCUGCCGGGACUCCAAUGGCAGGCGGACAACCUCUAUCAAACGUCGGCCCUGCUGGCUGCCUUUCUGGACACGGCCACUUUGGGCUAUCGCCUGCGGCAAACGCCGGAUUCCCUGCUGCGUUUCUGCGAGCGUAUUUCUCCUUCUGGCCGCAAGAUGACUGCCGCAGGAUUGGCUCUUCCUUUCGGCCUGAGAGAGGGCCAAGAUUUGAUAGAGUUCCUAGACCAGAGCGGAGACCAUGCGCUGCUAACACAACUCACGCCGGGCUGCGAACCGGGCACCUCCUAUGUGAUGCAAUCGGUGACGGCACGCGGCAUUCCCGCAGAGCGUUUGAAGCGUCCCAGGGAGCAGGCCGGCGAACAACUGCGGAUGGCUGCCUAUGGCUGCGACAGUGUGUCCCACAUGCUGCAGCUGUACUACCAGUGCAGCUAUCAUGGCAGUGCCACCAAUGCAGCAGCCACACCACUGCCGCUAAAGACGCAGCUGCCCUUCCCCCAUGAGAUGUUCUCGGGCAGCAUCUCUGGCAAGGGCUUCUGCUUGCCAGGAGGGUCGGAACGCGAGCCGGGCACUCGUGUGGAUGCCGCACCCGUGCUGGCCGCCCUGCAGAACUCCACCAAACUGGGCGAGCACUUGGACAAUUUGCACGCCCAGACACAUCGCGUGCAGCUGGCCAAGCUGCAAGCGUACUCGAAUUCCGGCUUGGAGCGGGAUGACUACGAAUCGGCGUUGGAUCAGCUGCUCGAGUUCCGUGACCUUUACGCAGAUUCGCAGUAUCUGUAGAGCCCAAUGCUCUGGUGGAAUAUAAGAUUUUGUGAUAAGCCCUAGGAUAAUACACACAAUAAACACUCACAUGCACACGAUUACGAAGGAAAGCCCAGUUGACCCAAAGGACCUUUUCCGACCGACUUCACCUUUCCGCGACGACUACGUGCGGCUACUUGCCGCUUUGUUUAACCGUAACCCUUGCGGAUCCGGAUCGGGAGUUGGGCCCGCCUAAUUUAUACGGAAAUUUAUUGCCAAUAAAGCGGCAGUAAUUGAAAUCUCAA